Molecule: messenger RNA, 1563 nt
Organism: Fonsecaea pedrosoi CBS 271.37
Lineage: Eukaryota; Fungi; Ascomycota; Eurotiomycetes; Chaetothyriales; Herpotrichiellaceae
Exons: 9
Coding region: 1-1563 (520 amino acids)
Biological process (GO): transmembrane transport
Cellular component (GO): membrane
Molecular function (GO): transmembrane transporter activity
Source: RefSeq, a predicted model, not a curated record
AUGGCAGAUAACAUCGACAACAAGGCCAUCUCGGCGCACAACGAAAUCGAGAGCUUGAACCUGCCCCCUACUCCACACAAAUUCAGAUUUUCGGAAAAGUCCAAGCACCAGGAUGGUGAUGUCGCCUUGAAGCUGUUCACCGAUGCAGACGAUCUACAUAUCCCGAUUGACGAGGCGGAAGAAAAGAAACUCAUUCGAAAGAUCGACUUCUUGAUCCUUCCGCUGAUCGCUGUCAACUAUGCCUUCUUCUAUAUCGACAAGACGACCCUGUCAUACGCCGCCAUCUUCGGCAUUCGCGACGAUCUCAACCUCCACGGAACCCAGUACAGUUGGCUCAGCAGUCUUUUCUACUUUGGCUUCCUGGCGUGGGCAUUUCCCACCAAUUUCUUGAUGCAAAGACUUCCUUUGGGCAAAUACCUUGGCGUCAAUAUAUUCAUGUGGGGAUUCUUUCUCAUGCUUCAGGCUGCUUGUAGCAGUUUCGCUACCCUCGGUGUCCUGAGAGCCCUUGCCGGCGCUGCUGAAGCCUGCUCGGACCCUUCUUUCAUGCUCAUUACCUGCAUGUGGUACACCCGACGCGAGCAGCCACUGCGCAUCGGACUAUGGUACACGGCAAAUGGUCUCGGCAUCGCCCUGGGUGGCCUUCUCGGCUACGCCAUCGGUCACAUCAGAGGUGCGUUGGCAUCCUGGAGGUACGAGUUCAUCAUCAUCGGGGCGCUAUGUUGCGCUUGGGGAAUUGUCAUCGCCAUCUUCAUGCCAGACAGUCCCGUCACGGCCAAAUUCUUGAAUGAUCGAGAGAAGAGAAUUGCUGUUGAACGGCUCAUGAGCAAUCAAACCGGUGUGGAAUGUAAAAUUCUAAAGGCAUGCAAACCAUACCAGAUCUGGGAAGCCUUCACGGACAUCAAACUGUACCUGUUCUUCAUGCUGGGCGUUGUCGGAAACAUACCCAACGGUGGCAUAUCGAAUUUCGGUACUCUUAUUAUCAAAGGCUUUGGGUUUUCGACCCUCGUCACCACGCUUAUGCAGAUCCCAUAUGGCUUCUUCAUUAUCUUGUCGAUAUUGACAUGCGUCUUCUUGAACAAUCGCUUCCCCAACAACAACCGCUGCAAGUUCAUUUUGCUAUUCCUGUGCCCCAACAUCGCAGGCGCCUUUGGGCUUUGCUUUGUUGACGAAAAGCACCACGUUGGGCGGUACUUCUGCUAUCUGCUCACUGGGCCGUACAAUGCGGCGUUUGUGAUGAUUCUGUCGCUCCAGAUUGCCAACACUGCGGGGCAUACAAAGAAAGUGGUUACCAACGCUGUUUUGUUCUUGGGAUAUUGUACUGGAAACAUUGCCGGACCGUUCUUCUACAAGACCGAUCAAGCCCCUGAAUAUACCUUGGGCAUUUGGAGCAUGAUUGUCAGUCAUCUCCUCGAAGUCUGUAUCAUCAUCGUCUUUUGGGUCUUGAUGAAGUAUGAAAACGCACGUCGCGACAAGAUUCAGGGGCACCACGAACGGGACCUCGACGCCACCGCGUUUGGCGACUUGACGGACCGGGAGAAUCUGAACUUUCGGUACAUCUACUGA